UUCGAUUAAUGAUAGCACGUGUUGCGGACGUUCGCGUUUUAUAAAUUAUUUUCUAGCUUGAUUUUAAAAUAAAGUAUAAACCUUGGUGUGGAAUAGAAUAUAAUUUUAAAAAAAAUGGCUAUGCUGGCGGAACCACGACGCCGCAAGCGGUACAAUUUGUGCCCGCGCGGCAAGGCGCUCUACGAAGAUGAAAACCGAUUCGGCACCAAAAUGCUGGAGAAGAUGGGCUGGACAAAGGGCAAUGGCCUGGGCGCGAAUCAGGAUGGCGAAAAGGAUUUUGUUCGCAUACGCUUCAAGAAUGACGCAGAGGGAUUGGGAUUCGAGGCAAGAGAUGACCAGUGGACCACUCAUGAAGAGGGCUUCAAUGGGCUGCUGAAAUCACUAAAUGGCGAAGAAAACGAGGCUAAUGGCAAGGAAUCGGAACCCGAAGAGGAAGCCAGACCCAUGGGCUUUGGUUUUAAAGCCGCAGAACCGGAGGAGCCGACUAAGAAGACUCUUAAGGAGAAGAUCAGUGGUGUGUCGCUGGAGGAGAGAUCGAAGCAAAGUAGGGCUCGAGUUCACUACAAGAAGUUCACAAGGGGCAAGGACUUGUCCCAGUACAGUGAAAAGGAUUUGGCCAAUAUUUUUGGCAAGAAGGCAACAGAUGAUAUAGAAGUACCAGUCCCCGUGGAGGUUGAAGAGCCAAAGGAGGAGAAACUGGUGGAUCCCAACUUCGCUGGGGUACAAACAGUGAGCACUGGACUUUCAGUCAGCGAUUAUUUCAAACAGAAAAUGGAGGCCAUGAAAAACAAACUAAGAAAGGGAGCCGAGAGCUCUCCAACGGGCGCCGAGGCACAGGUUAAUAGCAACGAUGAAAAGCUCCAAGAGACCCUAACAGAGAAUGGCCAUGAACCCAGUAAAAAGAAGAAAAAAAAGAAGGAUAAGGAAAAUACAACUGAGCCACCGAUUGCAGAGGAAGAAGUUGAGCAACCACCUCUUAAACAAAAGAAAAAGAAGAAAUGCAAACGCUCUUCUCAGGAUGAGCCUGAACAAUCGAUGGUCAUCUGCGUUGAGGAACAGCCAGCAGCAAGCGAUGAGUCCAAUCCGGCAAAGCGAAAGAAAAAAAAGAAGGACAAGCAGAAUGAAUCUUCAGAAGAUUUGGUAGAAACCAAAGAGCCACUUGAAGAGCCUGCAUCGAAAAAGAAAAAAAAGUCCAAGAAAACCGAGUUGGUAGAUACGGAAAUAAUUAUAAUUGAUGAUGAGUUGCCCAAUGAUGAAAAUGCGAGUAAAAAGAAAAGUAAAUCUAAAAAAAGCGAAGUUACCAACGAAACUCAGGAAGAAAACACUGUUGCGACAAUAGAAGAAACCUCAACAAAAAAGAAAAAAUCGAAAAAGGAGAAGAAGGAUGUGGAGACAAUGGAGAACGAAUCGAAGGAAGUUACACCGACCGUACCUAAAGCUAUUGAAAAAACCUCCAAGAAAAAGAAAUCGAAUACUUAUGGGGAGCCCGCACCUGAAGAUUCUACACUUGCUAUCGCCGCAGAGAGGGAAGUAAAGAAUCUAAAAGGAACGGGAAGGAAGCACACGGACGACGUAAGUGCUGCCAGUAAAAUCUCCGACGAUAAAAGCGAUCAGUCAGCCGAUGAAGAUCUGCCCAAAGACCUCUUAUCACUGGAAGAGAUUCAAGAAAAAGUAAAUUCAUUCAAUACUAUUAAAAUCUCUCAAUUUUGUGCAGACAAAUUCCAAAUGGUCGACAUGAGUGCGUUUCACAAGUCGACGCUGGGCGAGAUCGCGGGAUACGGGACAAGCGAACACGUGCAGCUGGAAGUGGUGGAGAUUGCGGGUGACAGAAAGCGCAUACUAGACCUUUGGAACAAUAAUACCCUUAAGGACAAUGCUAAAAACCCACAGCAUCCUAAAAAGGUUAAGCGCGCAACGAUUCGAGCGGUUAAGAAAAGAGUCGCAUUUCAAGGAAUUUAGUUCUAGCAAACGAAAUAUAAUUCAACGUGAUUCUUAUUAUGAUUGUUUUGUACAUAAACAACUUAAAUAGGUAGUCUAUAAGCUUCAUGGUUUACAUUUUAAUGUGUAACAAGAUAAUUAAUUAAACUGAACUAUACAUUUCAA
Molecule: messenger RNA, 2103 nt
Organism: Drosophila gunungcola (fruit fly)
Lineage: Eukaryota; Metazoa; Arthropoda; Insecta; Diptera; Drosophilidae
Product: PIN2/TERF1-interacting telomerase inhibitor 1
Exons: 2
Coding region: 115-1959 (614 amino acids)
Biological process (GO): regulation of ribosome biogenesis
Cellular component (GO): nucleolus
Molecular function (GO): telomerase inhibitor activity; nucleic acid binding
Source: RefSeq, a predicted model, not a curated record